This is a messenger RNA of Dromaius novaehollandiae (emu), 1227 nucleotides long. It is a transcript of the gene NAGK, whose product is annotated as N-acetylglucosamine kinase. Gene Ontology annotation, molecular function: N-acetylglucosamine kinase activity. The record is from RefSeq and is a predicted model, not a curated record. The transcript is spliced from 10 exons. Lineage: Eukaryota; Metazoa; Chordata; Aves; Casuariiformes; Dromaiidae. The coding region runs from base 39 to 1070 and encodes 343 amino acids.
CGGGAAGUCCCUCCCCGCGGGCGGGGCUCGGCGCCGCCAUGGCUGCGCUCUUCGGCGGCGUGGAGGGAGGGGGGACCCACUCCAAGGUGGUGCUCGUCUCCGAGGAUGGCCGGAUCGUGGCCGAGACGGAGGGGCCGUGCACCAACCACUGGCUCGUCGGCUCGGAGAAAUGCCUGGAGAGCAUCAACCAGAUGGUCAACGAGGCCAAGGGCAAGGCCGGGGCGGACCCGCGCGUGCCCCUGCGCUCGCUGGGGCUGUCCCUGAGCGGCGGCGACCAGCGGGACGCCCUCGGCAAACUCCUCGAGGAGCUGCGGCGGCGCUUCCCCCACCUGAGCGAGAGCUACUGCAUCACCAGCGACGCCAUCGGGGCCAUGGCCACCGCCACCGACCACGGCGGCAUCGUGCUGAUCUCGGGCACCGGCUCCAACUGCAAACUCAUCAACCCCGACGGCUCGGAGGUCGGCUGCGGCGGCUGGGGGCACUUGAUAGGCGACGAAGGCUCGGCCUACUGGAUCGCCCACCAGGCCGUGAAGAUGGUCUUCGACUGCAUGGACAACCUGGAGGUGCCGCCCCAUGACGUGGGCUACGUCAAGCAGGCCAUGUUCGACUACUUCCAGAUCUCCGACCGCAUGGGCCUCCUGACCCACCUCUACCGCACCUUCGAGAAGGCCAAGUUCGCGGGGUUUUGCCGGAAGCUGGCGGAGGGGGCCCGGGCCGGCGACCCGCUGUGCCGCUACGUCUUCGGCAAGGCCGGGGAGAUCCUGGCGCGCCACGUCGUCGCCGUGCUGCCCAGGAUCGACGAGAGCCUCUUCCUGGGCGAGCUGGGGCUGCCGAUCGUCUGCGUGGGCUCCGUCUGGAACAGCUGGGAGAUGAUGAAGGAGGGCUUCGUCCAGGUGCUGCAGCAGGCCAGGAAGGAACGUCCCGACAACGUCUUCUCCAGGUUCAGCCUCUUGAAGCUGAAGCACUCCUCAGCUCUGGGGGGAGCCAGCUUAGGUGCUAAAAGCAUUGGCCAGGCUCUGCCCUUGGACUACAGGAGCAACGUGGACAUCUUCUACACCCACUCCUUCUAGCCCGGCCCGCGCUGCCCGGGCUCGGGGCGGCCGCAGCGUCUUCCGCUCCUGUUGACGGUGCGCGGUGCUCCCUGCGUGCUCUCCUCGGGCCGGGUCGGGUGUUUGUACAAACGAGGGUCAUAAUUCGCCAAUAAAAGGUUGUGCUGGUGGAAGGGAA